Daphnia pulex (common water flea) is the source of this 1916-nucleotide messenger RNA. RefSeq names its product gastric triacylglycerol lipase-like. Gene Ontology annotation, biological process: lipid metabolic process. Lineage: Eukaryota; Metazoa; Arthropoda; Branchiopoda; Diplostraca; Daphniidae. Gene Ontology annotation, molecular function: hydrolase activity, acting on ester bonds. The coding region runs from base 231 to 1619 and encodes 462 amino acids. The transcript is spliced from 10 exons. The record is from RefSeq and is a predicted model, not a curated record.
AGGUUGCUCUCCUACACAGCAUCGUGUAGUUAUUUCGACUUUUCAAAAGCGACUUGCACAUUCGAAGGGAGCGUCAGUUCACAAAUGUCUGGCCCCGAAACGGACCACUUCAACACUCUUCGUUCCAGCCGUUCAAAAAGUCGGACAAACAGCAAUUUUGCGCAAGUUUUCAUUUGGUUUUAACAUUUGCUGCAGCCGAGUUACAACACAGGAGACAUAUAGGGGUUGUAAUGGUACGCUUACCAUCGCUCAUUCCGUUUCUCAUCUUCAUAAUGUGUCUGUAUUUGGUGAGUCAGUUAAGUCAAUGCUCAACAGUUUUAAAUCACGAGCGCCGAAGCAACAGCAGUGGCCGAAGCAUUUUUCGUCGCAAUGUCCACCAGUCCGUCACUAAAGUGUUGAGUCAAAUGUGGCAGUUUUCACCGAGAGCUCACUUUACGAAAAAGCAGCUGGAAACCGACGACAAAUUCAUCAAUUUGACAGCUUUGCCGAGCAAUGACGAAAGAGCUAUGAACGCGGUGCAAAUAAUCAUUAACCGCGGCUAUCCAGUAGCUUCGUAUUCAGUCACGACGUCAGACGGAUACAUUUUGGAAUUGCACCGAAUCCCUGGGCGUAAAGGUCAGACCUCCGAUUUGGGCACUGGCAAACCUGUCUGGCUACAACACGGACUCCUCUGCUCCUCAGCUGACUGGCUAAUUACUCCCUCCGAUCAAUCUUUAGCAUUCAUCCUAGCAGAUCUUGGUUACGAUGUAUGGCUCGGCAAUGCUCGCGGCAACGUUUACUCACGCAAGCAUAAGACCCUGACUCACACCCAAAAGUCUUACUGGGAUUUCUCAUGGGACGAAAUGGGCAAAUUUGACAUUCCGGCUGUGCUGAACUUCAUCCUCUUCAAAACGGAACGCAAAAAAUUAAUUUACAUCGGGCAUUCUAUGGGAUGCAGCAUGUUUUUCGUAGCAAUGGCCACAUACCCGGAACUUCAAUCGAAAAUCGAAACGAUGGUUGCCUUAGCUCCAGCGACGUCGCUAGCCCACAUGACCAGCCCUCUUUUUCGUCUAGCUCCCUUCAUCAAGCCCUUAGAGUUUUUGUUCAGGCUUUUAAAGACUCGAGCUUUCCUUUCGCAAGAGUCGUAUCUGAACUAUUUCCAAAGGAAGUUUUGCUUGAAAAAUAUAGGAUGGGCUGGACUGUGCCGAAAUGUUCUCUUUUUGCUGCUUGGAGACGACACGACAAACAUAGAUGUGGAAAUUCUGAGAGUUUUAGAUGGGAACACCCCAGCAGGGACUUCAGUUCGCACUGUCGCCCAGUUCGCCAUGAAUUUUAACUCCGGUCCCACAUUCAUUCCGUAUGAUUUCGGACCUGUUGGCAACUAUCUUCGCUACAAGCAAUUCAGACCACCUCCUUACGACUUGGGUAAAGUUAAAGUACCGGUCUACUUAUUUUAUGGGGAAAACGAUCGUCUCGUAACGCCCAAGGACAUCGAAUGGCUAGCGUCCAAAUUGCCCAAUGUCAAAGAACUCGUCAAAGUCGAUGACAAACAUUACAAUCAUGCCAGCUUUUUGAUCAGUAAGAACAAUAAUGUCCUUCUUAACAAUCAACUGAUAUCAUUCCUACCAUCCCCAAAUUGACGAUGGAUAUUUAGUACAAAUGAAAUUAUAAAAUGUUUCCCGAUUUUACAUCUCUUGAAUGCUCACCGUCAAUCCUGCCAUUCAAAAAACCAAUUCUAUUUAUGUCUUUGCUUGAUCAUAAUAAUAAAGUAUACAAUAAUGAAUCGCGAAAUUGUAGUGUAAAAUCGCGGGGACGCGGGUCCUCUUGUAAUGUCAGUGAUGCGGACUUCAACAAACAAAUUAUAUAUUUGAAGUCCUACUUGAUUUCAAAACGCGAACUAGAUGGCGUAAACUGUAUAUCAGAUUUGGGCGACGCGU